This is a messenger RNA of Cantharellus anzutake, 1997 nucleotides long. RefSeq lists its product as uncharacterized. Bases 105 to 1541 code for a protein of 478 amino acids. Lineage: Eukaryota; Fungi; Basidiomycota; Agaricomycetes; Cantharellales; Hydnaceae. The record is from RefSeq and is a predicted model, not a curated record. Gene Ontology annotation, molecular function: oxidoreductase activity; FMN binding. The transcript has 9 exons.
GUGCAAGCUUUUUUUCACAAUGUUCGAUGAUCGAUGCCGUUCCGUACAAUCCAAGAUAUACAUAAUGGACACCCCCCACCGGUGACGCAUGACAGGGAUUUCGUAUGACCUCAACAGGGGAGGUGCUUAACUCUCCUGUAAUGCUCCCAUGCGGGCGCAUCGCACCAAAUAGAUUCGUGAAGGCCUCUAUGUAUGAAGCUCUGGCGGAUUGGUGGGGUGGUUUGCCGAACCAUGAUCACGAGGGGAUGUACGAGUUAUGGGGCAAGGGUGGCUGGGGUAUCAUCUUGACAGGUAAUGCGCAAGUGGCAAAUGACCAUCUUACGUUGGGACGAGACAUCGUCGUCCCCGAGGAUUUUAGUGAAGAAUCGUGCGAACCUUAUGAAAGGUUGGCUGAAGCAAUCCAUGGGCCUGGGAAAGCGACAGAACCACAUGAGAAACCCUUGGCCCUCCUUCAGGUCUCUCAUGCUACACGGCAGUCACCCCAACUAGUAGGGGGACGUAUAUUUGCGCCUCCUGUUUGUGUCAGUGAUGUCCCACUUGCUCCGCCGGAUCACUGGUUCGGGAGGUUGUUCUUUCGGUUGUUGUUCAAACAUCCCACCUCGCCAAGCGACGCGGAACUCGACAAGAUCCUGGACCGUUUUGUUUUCGCAGCGCGUCUUGCUCACAAAUGCAAGUUUGAUGGUGUACAACUGCAUGGUGCUCACGGCUACCUCCUAGCAUGUACGGUUUCUCCAAAGACCAACAAGCGUACCCCUCCAUAUGGACCCGCCUCUUUAUACAUUUUGAAACAACUGGUGCAACGCAUUCGAAAGGCCAUGCCUUCAGAUUUUGUGGUUGCCAUCAAACUCAACGCAGCGGACUAUGUGCAAGGAGGGCUGACGGAAGAAACUGCGUUAGAGCACAUAAAAGACAUUGCUGGAUGGGCGCAAGAAGGCUAUCCUGUGGACCUGAUUGAAAUCAGUGGGGGAACUUACGAGAAUCCUCGUUUUUUAACUUCCACCCGCCAGGCUCUCUUCUCCGCUUUCUCUAGGAAGGCUCUCUCUUCUAUUCGGGACAUCCCCAAUGCACCUAAAAUUAUACUUACCGGUUCUAUUCGUUCCGUCAAAAUUAUGAUGGAGACAAUUACUUCAGGACACGCAGACUUUGUGGCUCUCGCUCGACCCUCAGUCCCGUACCCCUACCUUCCUUGGUUAAUAAUCGAUCCUGCGAGUUACCCAGAUAAGACCGUCUCAAUCGACACCGAGACAGGCCUCCCGAAAUUGGCUGACGAGCCUUCGCCAUGGUGGAACUUCAAAAUCCCUUUGUUUGGCGCUGGGGUUUCUACCGCGUGGUGGGUCGCGUUCAUGGCGCGUCAGAGCGCCUCACAGCAGAAGCGGAGGCGUCCGCUCUUGGGGAAAGAAAUCUCUCAAUUAGAGAAGACUCUGGAUCCAUUUUGGAUCAGCUUCGAGUUGUUCAUUGGAAGGAGAAAUGCGGUUAAAAUCAAAUGGAUCACCUACGCUGGUUUCCUGCUGUUCUUAAUCUUCGCGUUGCGAAGACUGUAAAUUCGGUGGCUCGGGCGUUGGUUUCAUACCUGAACAGAUACAACUGAUACUUCGCUUACGUAGAUGGUAUUUCCCUAUAUAUGUUGUCCUUCACGACAUUGGUUAGGGAGGGAGAAAGCUUUCAUGUCACAGUUCGUGGAGCCAAAUCCAUGUCUAACUACAACAAUGCCACCCCAGUCACCAGCAGCAGCAGAAUGCAUCAAAGCAUGAUUACGAAGCUCGCUAACACAACGUUCUGCGCCUCAGCACCAUCAGACCAUUACCAACCGCUUUCUGGGCAAGCGGCAGACGAAGAGACAACGAAGAGAGAAGGGGAUAUUAAGUCGCGAUAUUCCGACGCAUCUUUGUACUUCCAACCUUGGGCAGUAAGGACCGGAUCGGAGAGACGCAAAGUAAUGAUUAAAGCGAUCCUCACCAAGGUAAUAUAAAUAGAGCAGAAAUAGAAAACGCAAGGAG